Molecule: messenger RNA, 3273 nt
Organism: Ostreobium quekettii
Lineage: Eukaryota; Viridiplantae; Chlorophyta; Ulvophyceae; Bryopsidales; Ostreobiaceae
Source: the annotation of a GenBank genome assembly
AUGGACUUCGCCUUGUAUUUGAGGGAGAUCCUUUUUCAUGACAGCGUCAAUGGCCACCCCCAAAUCGUCAAGCUCCUGGCCGUCACCUUUUCAGGGUGGAUUGUGAUGGAAAAGGCGGACUGCAACCUGAGCACACUAUGCUUUGCUGGUGAGGGGCUUUCCUGGAGGUCCAAGGCCAGGCUGCUCUGCCAGGCGAGCACGGCCCUGGCAUACUUGCACUCAAAGUCUCGGGUGCAUAAGAACGUCAAGCUGCAGAACUUUCUUGUGUCAGGCACUGACCCAGAAACCUGCCAAUUAAAGAUCAGUGAUUUUCUGCUCACAGUUGAGCAGACAGCAUCCAGGAGCGAGAGGGUGAGGAUCGGUGACAGUGGGCUGUCCUACACCGCCCCCGAGUUCUACGACGGGAACAGCACUAGCUUCAUGUCAGAUGUGUACGGAUUUGGAGUGCUGUGCCAUGAGGUUAUCAGUGGGCAGAAGUCUUAUGAUGGGGAGGGAGCCGACCAUUUUGCAAUCAUGACAAAGAAGCUCGAUGGGGAGCCACCGUGCCAGGUGAAGGGCAGGGAUUGUCCCUCAGCAGCUAUGGAGCUCAUGAGGAGGUGUUGCACUUCUGAACCAGAGAUCAGGCCAACGAUGGAGCAAGUCAAGAACGCACUGAUGCAGCUGCCUGAACAAUGGGUAUUUGGUGAGCAGGAACAAUCAAGGGGCCAAGAUGCAUUGUACAACGUGAAGAUCAUGUGCUUCUUGGAUGCGCAGCUGGAGAAGCUGAAGGGCUUCGAGGCGCCUGCCACCCCGCAGCAGGCUGACUUUGAGGAGGAGCUGGGGAAGGGCAAGCACCUGUUGGAAAAGCAUGCUAACCAUUUUGACAUCGGCGACUUCUGCAGGACCCGCGACGCCUGCCAUGCUGUGCAGGAGAUCUGCGGGCACCUGAAGGACACAUUGCAGUUGUGGGAUUUGCAGGAAGAGGUCAACUUGCAAGAUCAGAUACCGACGGAAGAUGUGGAAGAGGACCAGGAACUCCUGCACAAGCUUCUGAACUUUGUGCUAAAGGAUGUGCCUUGCAGCAUUGAGGAGACAUUGAUGAAGCACUGGAAGGAAAUCAAGGCUCGCCAUGUGGAGAGCAUGAAGCACGUCAAGGUCAUCGGUGAAGGUGAGCUCCAGAUGGGACAGCUGCUAGGUGAAGGCAGCCGGGGCACAGUAUAUUCAGCGGUGUGGCGGUCGAUCGAUGUCGUAGUGAAGAAGCCAGUCUGGAGGGGCUCAAUGGUGGGGCAGGGUGAACUUCCCAUAGAAGACUUCGCUGAGUUUUCCAAGGAGGUCAUCUCUCAUGCCAGCAUGAAUGACCAUCCACAAAUUGUCAAGCUCCUAGCCGCCACCACCUCUGGGAGAAUGGUGCUGGAAAAGGCGAAGUGUGACCUGCACAUGCUGUGCUUUGCUGACGAGGGGCUACCCUGGAGGUCCAAGGUCAGGCUGCUCCGCCAGGGGAGCACGGCCCUGGCGUACUUGCACUCCAAGGGUCAGGUGCACCGGGACAUAAAGCUGCAGAACUUCCUCAUGUUCGACACUGACCCCGGGACUUGCCUUCUCAAGAUCAGCGACUUUGGACAGGACAUUAUGGAGAUAGUAUCCACGGUCACCAAGACAGUGAGGAUCAGUGAUGGCACACUGCAGUACGCUGCCCCCGAGGUCUACAAAGGCAAACCCACCAGUGCAAAGUCAGACGUGUACGGAUUUGGAGUGCUGUGCUAUGAGAUGGUCAGCGGGCAGAAGUCCUACGGUGGGGAGCGAGCCAACCGGUAUGUGAUCAUGAAGAGCAAGUUGAAUGGAAAGCCACCAUGCCAGGUGCAGGACAGGGACUGUCCCCCGGCAGUGCUGGAGCUCAUGAGGUUGUGCUGCGCCAUUGACCCAGCGGACAGACCGACGAUGGAGGAGGUCAAGAACAAACUGAUGCAUCUGCCUGGGGAGUGGGUGUUUGAGGAGCCCAUUGCCAGCGAGGUUCAGCACGGGGAGCUGCCACAGGCCAGUGUACUGAUGUACAACCAGGGCAUGAUGGGUUUUCUGGAGGAGCAGCUGAUAAAGGCCAGGGCCAUACAGAAGCCAGCUGACAAAUCUGCAGUUCAAUUGAACAAGUAUGACCAUGAGGUCAAGAAGGGUGAAAGGCUGUUGAAAAAGCACCAGCGCUUUGAUAUCAAGGGCUUCUACAGGAUCGAUGAUGCUCGGCGAGCUGUGGAAGCUAUCUGCAGUGUGCUCCUGCUUUGCCUUGAAGAGUGGGGCAUGCAAAGGUCUGGGACUGGCAUGGAUCUGAAGUCGCGAAUACCUCAAGAGCUGGUCGAUGGGGAUAAGCAGCACAUGUACAUGCUCCUUGCCUAUGUGCUCAAGGGUCAGACGCUGACCUCAGAGCUGAGGCAGGAUUGGGAAGUGGUGAAGGCUGACCAUGAGGAGGCGCUGAGGGGGCUGAAGGUGAUCAGCGACGAGGAACUCCAGAUCGGGGAGAAGAUCGGCGAGGGCGGCUAUGGCAGUGUGUACAAGGCCGAGUGGAAGAGCAAGACAGUGGCUGUCAAGGACGUCGUGCCAUUCCACCACUAUCUCAGCCUCGAGGACUUUGCUGCCUUCUUCAAGGAGGCCUCCAUCCAAGCAUUGCUCACCUUCCACCACGUCACCCCGCUCUACGCCAUCACCAAGUCCGGCAGGAUGGUCAUGGAGCUGGCCAGCUGCGACCUGGCCUCCUUGAGCCGGCGGGAGCAGCUUCCAUGGCCCGCAAAGCGCCGCACCCUGCACCAGGCAGCCCUGGGUCUAAAGCACCUGCACUCGCGCUCCCCCCCGCUUAUCCACCGAGACGUUAAAAGCUCAAAUUUCCUGAUUUUCGGGAACGAUCCAGACACGUGGACUGUGAAGGUCUCGGACUUUGGCCUGACGGGGGAGUGCACCAAGAGUGUAAGCAAGACGGUGCGCGGCGGAGGGGGCACGCUGGAGUGGAUGGCCCCUGAGGUGUUCCUCAGGAAGCCGCUGACGCUCGCAUCGGAUGUCUUCAGCAUGGGGGUGAUGAUGUACGAGGUCGUCACUGGGCAGCACCCAUAUGGGGUGAAGAGCUUGGACGCCAAAGUGCGGGAGGCGGUGGUGACUCACGAGAAGUCGUCAGAAAAUGAACCUGCGAAGGUGCAGCAAGGGCAGUGCCCACAGGAGAUGCUGGACCUGAUGCGGAGGUGCAUCUCGUUUGAUGCAAAAGCCAGGCCCACCAUCGACGAGAUAUGCGAAGCACUGGCGACCAUGGGCUGUUAG